Polyodon spathula (Mississippi paddlefish) is the source of this 4798-nucleotide messenger RNA. RefSeq names its product zinc finger protein GLIS2-like. The transcript is spliced from 7 exons. The record is from RefSeq and is a predicted model, not a curated record. Gene Ontology annotation, molecular function: RNA polymerase II cis-regulatory region sequence-specific DNA binding; DNA-binding transcription factor activity, RNA polymerase II-specific. Gene Ontology annotation, cellular component: nucleus. Lineage: Eukaryota; Metazoa; Chordata; Actinopteri; Acipenseriformes; Polyodontidae. The coding region runs from base 764 to 2266 and encodes 500 amino acids. Gene Ontology annotation, biological process: smoothened signaling pathway; regulation of transcription by RNA polymerase II.
GGGCUGACUGACUCCGGUCGGGGCUUGUCUAAAUCAGACAGCCGCUUCGAAACCUCCUCACCGCCUGUCUCUGUGCGCACUCUCCGAGGAACCCAGGGGCGACGGUCGGGACUGGGAAUCACUGCAGUGGCAGAGGCAGGGGCACCCCCUCCCCUCCUUUAUCCUCCUCCCUCCCUCAUCUGAGCUCCCCCCCCGACCCCCCCGUCCCGUCCCGCGACCACCAUCGCCAAUAAGCGAUGCACUUUUUAUAUUGGAAAUCUUUUUUCUUCUUAAUUAUUUUUAUUUAAGGAAUGCAAGGCUAUUCUUGUAAUUCUGAACGGGUUUCUGAAUGCGAAACGACGUGCAUAUUUCUUGGAAACUGACACGGCAACAACCUUUUUUUAAUUUUUUUUUUUUUAAAGAAUCCAUUGCAUCAAAUAUUUUGUUAAGUAUUUACUAAAAAACAAACAAACAAACAAAAAAACCACAUUAUUUUCAACGCGAUAUUCUACUCUUUACCACCUUAACGCAUCAAGACAGACCUUUUUUUUCUUAACGGCGAAGGGAGAGACCGCUAAAAGAUAUAAAAAAGCUCGUUUGCAGCAAAAGGAUUUAGAGAGAGAGGGUGAAAAAAAAGUUUACCCCCGAGAAAAAAAAAAAAAAAAAAAGGAGCCGGAGAGAACGAGCAUUAAGCGAGACCGGGGUAUCCCAAAGUUGGGCUAUCUGGGCUCCCCGCCAGGCGUGUCUGUGAGUAGCACCUGCGGAGCUGCCCGUCGCCGCGGAGAUGCUGUCCCUAGACGAGCCCCUGGACCUGAAGCUGACCCUGUCGAAGGUGCGGGGGGCGAAGGGGGACCCCCCUCCGGACUCGCACAGCGCCCGGCAGUGCCAGCUUAAGAUGGCCCCGGACGGAAGCGCGGUGAUCAUGCCGGCUGUACCCUCCUCCCCACGCACAGGUCAGUCCUCGCUGCCCCGCUCUCAGUCCCAAAAGAAGCCUGAACCCCGAAACACAGCCACCCCCACGAUGGGGCUCAGCCUCUCCCCGCCCCCCGGCCCUGCGGAUCUGCCCGAAGGGAACAGGGCGUCGCCCGGCUUCAGCAGGGAUUCUCCACCAAUCCGGUACUUUGAGGGCGGGGCCAGUUCCCAGGCUUUCCAGUUCUUUCUGCCUAUUGGUGCAGGGGGCGGGCUCCACCUGCCAUCCUCCAUGUUCAUUGGCCCUCCGAAAGAGAAGCCCACCUCUCCGGAGCUGACCGCCGACGAGCAGCUGGCCUGCCGCUGGGUCAAGUGCAACCUGCUCUUCAAUUCGCUGCAGGACCUGGUUGACCACGUGAACGAUUUCCACGUCAAGCCUGAAAAGGAUUCUGGGUACUGCUGUCACUGGGAGGGCUGUGCCAGGAGGGGGCGUGGCUUCAAUGCCAGGUACAAGAUGCUGAUCCACAUCCGCACCCACACCAAUGAGAAGCCGCACCGCUGCCCCACCUGCAACAAGAGCUUCUCCCGGCUCGAGAACCUCAAGAUCCACAACCGCUCGCACACAGGGGAGAAGCCGUACAUCUGCCCAUACGAAGGCUGCAACAAGCGCUACUCCAACUCCAGCGACCGCUUCAAGCACACGCGCACGCACUACGUCGACAAGCCCUACUACUGCAAGAUGGCGGGCUGCCUGAAGCGCUACACCGACCCCAGCUCCCUGCGCAAGCACAUCAAGGCUCAUGGGCACCACGCGAUGCACGAGCAGCAGGGGGCGCUGCGGCAGGGGGGCAGGGGGGCAGAGGGGCCCUACGUCAGCGGGGCGCACAUCAUCAUCCCCAGCCCGGCCGCCCUCUUCGGCAGCCACAGCCUGCAGGGACUGGGCCGCUCCCUGCCGCUCCCGCUGAGCGCCAGGCCCCUGGACCUCAGCGCGCUGGCCUGCGCGAGCUUGGGGUCACCCUCCCUGGGUGCCCUGCCCAACCCGGUCCUCUCCUUCAACGGUGCUCCCAUCGGCCUGGCCAAAUCACCCGUGGUGUCGUCCGGCUUCUCCACCGGUGGUCUGGGGCUGCCCCUGGUUUCAUUGGUGACCGGGGGCUUCUCGCAAAAAAGCGGGGCGCCGUUCGGGAAGCAUUCCAAACUGGCUGGCUCCAAGCCCUCCAGCAAGCUGAGACCCAGAGGGGAAGACCUUGGGGGCAUGCCGGGGACCGUCCUGAAUCUCUCCACCAGGGCAGGCACUCUCUCCAGCCCUGAGUCGCUAACCCAGGGCUGGGUGGUCAUUCCUUCUGGCUCAGUUGUCCUCAAACCCGCUGUUGUAAACUAAUCCACAUUCCUGGGUGGGUGGGGGGCUUGGAUGGCAGUCAGUAGACGUCAGGAUAUAAAGGGGUUGCUCGUCCUGAAGCUCAGAGCUCAGAUAACAUUUCUUUUCCUCUAUACAGAUUUCUUAAAGACAGCAGUGGACAGUACCACGCAAUGGCAUUCCUUUUCUCUUUUGCUCUAAGAGGGAGGACCGUGGCUUUGCUCUGUGCAUUUUUAGGGGCAGCUUGGUAGAAACCUCUCGCUUUGGACUGGUGGUAAUGCUGUCCGGUCACCUGCCCAUCCCAUCGGCUCUUCUGCAUUUCUGAUUACAUGCAAACACACUGAACAUUCACCCGGAACACUUAAGACAUACGUUUUAAGCUGAUGGUUUUUUAAAGCUGUUUACAGUGGAUAGAUCCACAGAGAUCUAUGAGAUCCGGCAUGUCUGGUUUAAGCCUGUUAACCUGUAUUGGAAAGGGGCUGCCAGUUUGAUCCCAGUUCUUUGAGGUUGUGCAUUGGAUCAUUAUGGGAGAUUUAAAGAUGCAAGGUACUUUGAAUCCUGCCCUGUCCUGUGCAAUUUGUAGAAAUGCUAAUAACAUUGAACCCAGUGCAAUCUGUAAACAUACUGAUAAAAUAAAUAAAUAAAAUAGAAUCCAAACAAGCGGACGAGGUGGGAAAUUCUCACCACAGGACAUUAACUCAGUAAAAUAACUUGCAGUGGCCAGACACCAACCCCAGGGGGAGCCAUGGUCCAGGUCAUGCUGAGAGAGAGAAGCACCUGUGUUGAGGGCAGGAUCCCAUCCCAGGUGUUCCCUAAGCGGGCUUCUGAAUCUACCAAUUCUCCUCCCUGCUACAGCACAGUGACCAGCCUCUACCUGCUCUCGCCUGCUGUAGCGAAGGCACUUCAGAAACACAGGGAUCAUUCCCCAAGGACAUUUCAAUACAUUUUUUUUUUUUUUUUUUUAAGACGAGACAUUUUCUCAUGUCGACGUUGUUUUGUCUUUCGGUGUGGCUGUAUCACCAGCCGCGUAUUGUAAAAGGUUAAUGCGUGUUGCUGGGAAACCAGACCCCACUGGGACUUGUGACGUUUGCAGGACAAGGCGGACUGGCAGGGCAGGUUGCUCACUUCCGCUGCUUAGCUUGGCUCAGCUCCUUGCCCCCACUGCCUCCUGAAGCCCCCGGUCCUCCAUUCUUCCAUGCUGCAGACCGCAUUGCGAAACACCACCAGCUCGUCAGCCCAGGAAAGCUGAAGCAGCUUCCAUCUCCGCUCAGAAGCAGCCUGCCGUUUCCUGUAACCAGGCUGUGACUCAAAGCGUGUCUCAUGCAAUGGGAUCCGAGCCAGGGCCGUAAGCAGGACCGGGGCUGCUCCACAGACCCGACAAGGUGCUGUCCAGUGCACUGCAGUGGAGCAAGCCAAGGUUGACACGGACCCGCGCUGGGUCCAAUCUUUAAAUGUUAUUAUUAAUAAUAAUAAUAAUAAUAAUAAUAAUAAUAAUAAUAAUAAUAAUAAGCUGUUUGACCUAUUAACCCUUUGAGCACGCACCUGCACUUUGAACAUGCAACAUACACUCCCUCCCUCCUCCUCAUUUGCAACAAUAGUCUUUGUCUGCAGCGUCUUGUGAAUGGAAGGUCAUGGUUUGUAACUCUGUCUGCACUGCGUUUCCUUGUGCCCGCUACUUUAUCUGUAGUUAAAAGUAAUCAUUUCCAUCAGUGGAGCUUUCAAUUUCUUUUUUUUUAAUAUUAUUAGGGCUGUGUCCCACAUAGCAAUGUUUUAUUCUAUUGUUUUAUUAUUCUAUAUAUUGUUAUUGCUGUAUGUUUCUGAAUUAAGCUUUCGUCGCUGCUGCUUGACUAGAUUUGCAGCAGAUUGAUUAUUUGUCUUCACUUCCCCGCGCUGCUGAUGCUGCUGCUCAGUAAAAACCAGCAAUCCUGGAAACACAUCGCAGGUCUAAGUGUGCAAAGAAGAGUGUUAAAAUAAAGGAGAAAAAAAAAAACAGAACUCUCAUCUCAAAAAAUACUUUAUUGGUUAAAAAAACAUUUAAAAAAACGACUUGUUCGGCUUAGCAUUGCCUUCAUCCUCAUCAACCAAAAAGUUUUGAGUGCUUCUUCCAGCGGUCAGGGAAUACAGAUCCUUGGGCUUUCGCCAAUAGCAGAGCCAGCUUGAGACUCAGCAGUCCAGAACCGCACAGUUACUGCCGGGACCAUGGAGAGGGCUGCAUGCUGAUAGACUAGCAAUCUCGCUGCCCUUUGUCCAGUACCUCACUUUGCCAUGACCUCCCUGCAACAACAAUUCGGAUUGGUAGCUUGCCACCAGUUUCUCUCCCUCACUCUCCAUCCUCAGUACUCCGGGCAAGUACCUCUGUGAACUAGCCCACCACAUUGCGCGCAUUGAAAAGGAAUGUCGUGGAUUGAAGUGUAAAUAUGCUAUAGCAGUGCACAAAGGGUUAAUAUUAGACGAAGACCUGCGACAGGGCCACUAUCAGAUUGGGUUUUUUUCUGUUUAUUUUUGCACAUCAAGAUAUUUUUUAAUAUCAGUAUUUUUAAUGGUUCGAAGUGCCUU